AUGUGCAUAACAGAUCUCACACGGGUGAAAAACCAUAUUUCUGUCCUGAGUGCGGGAAAUGUUUUUCACAAAAGUCUAAUUUUAAAACACAUCAAAAGCUGCACACAGGCGAGAAGCCAUAUUCUUGUCCUGAGUGCGGGAAGUCUUUCCAUUAUAAAUCCAAACUUAAUGUUCAUAAAAGAUCUCACACGGGUGAGAAGCCACAUUCUUGCCCUGAGUGCGAAAAAUGUUUUUCAGCUAAGUCCACUCUUUACUCACAUCAGAGAUCUCACACAGAGGAGAAGCCGUAUUCAUAUCCUGAGGGUGGGAGAUGUUUUUCAGAGCAGUCCAGUCUUUGCAGACAUCAGAGAUCAUACAUGGGGAAGACACCAUUUUCCUGUUCUGAGUGUGGGAAAUGUUUUAUACAAAAAUUUGAUCUUGCCAAACAUCAGAGGUCUCACACAGGGGAAAAACCAUACUCAUGUCCUGAGUGCGGGAAAUGUUUUUCAACUAAACAUCAGAGAUUUCACACGGGGGAGAAGCCUCUUUCCUGUCCUGAGUGUGGGAAAUGUUUUGUAUACAAAUCAGGACUUGUUAUACAUCAGAGAUGUCACACAGGGGAAAAGCCGUAUUCCUGUCCUGAGUGCAGGAAAUGUUUUUCAACUAAGUCCAGUCUUUAUAAUCAUCAGAGAUUGCACAAGGGAAAGAAGCCAUAUACCUGUUCUGAGUGUGGGAAAUGUUUUUCACAAAAAUCAAAACUUGUAG
This is a messenger RNA of Staurois parvus, 744 nucleotides long. The record is from the annotation of a GenBank genome assembly. NCBI's taxonomy places the organism in Eukaryota, Metazoa, Chordata, Amphibia, Anura, Ranidae.